Molecule: messenger RNA, 10542 nt
Organism: Sapajus apella (tufted capuchin)
Lineage: Eukaryota; Metazoa; Chordata; Mammalia; Primates; Cebidae
Gene: PIKFYVE
Product: phosphoinositide kinase, FYVE-type zinc finger containing
Exons: 43
Coding region: 745-7077 (2110 amino acids)
Biological process (GO): intracellular signal transduction; phosphatidylinositol metabolic process
Molecular function (GO): 1-phosphatidylinositol-3-phosphate 5-kinase activity; metal ion binding; ATP binding
Source: RefSeq, a predicted model, not a curated record
AGAAAGCCAACAUCACUCACUCUGGGUCAGGGCACCAUGCCAUUCGCUUUAAGUGCAUUUACUUAAUCCUCAAAAAAGUAUUAAGAAGUGAGUCCUAUUAUUAACCUGACUCUACACACCAGAGGUCUAAGGCCUAAAGAAAUGACCAAUUUGUUUAAGAUCAUACGGCUGGUUAUUGGCGGAGUCAUGCAAGUCUGGAAACAGUCUAACUUCGGUUCUGGGCUACACGAGUGAACUGUCAGUCUACAACAACGCAGUAACAUAUUGAGUGCCCACAGCAUCGAACACAUACGGCAGCCGCAGUCCAGCCAGUACCUGUGCAGUGCCCAGAAUACCAAGCACCCAACUGGUAACCCCACACGCGUGACGCUCACGCUCGCCGUCCGUCUGGCUUCUUCCUGGAAGACUGAAGUGGCCUAAUCUCGGCCAAAUGAUCAGGACGACUCGAUCUGGGCCAGACUCCUUCUGCCUGAACACCUGAUCCGAGCGUCGUGCGGGCUGGGAGGAGCCGGCCUCCGGGAAAGAUUGAGGAUUGGCGGACAGGAAAACAGAGGGCGGAGUCUGGGGGGGAAGCGAGAAGCCGCAACAAACUGGUAAGCAGCUUCGCUUCCUGCCGCAACUGUUAGCGGCCUCAGGAGCACAUCACCGCGCUCGGGUGCCGACUUCUGGGGGUUGAGCCGGUGAAACGGUGACUGGGGUGGAGGGCAGCCGGCGCGGCCGGGGCGGGAGGCGCAGACUCAUGAAAUGGCCACAGAUGAUAAGACGUCCCCAACACUGGAUUCUGCUAAUGAUUUGCCUCGAUCUCCCACUAGUCCUUCUCAUCUCACACACUUUAAACCUUUGACUCCUGAUCAAGAUGAGCCCCCUUUUAAAUCAGCUUAUAGUUCUUUUGUAAAUCUCUUUCGUUUUAACAAAGAAAGAGCAGAAGGAGUCCAGGGAGAACAGCAGCCUUUGAGUGGAAGUUGGACCAGCCCUCAGCUCCCUUCAAGGACACAAUCUGUUAGGUCACCCACACCUUAUAAAAAACAGCUUAAUGAGGAACUCCAGCGGCGCUCUUCAGCAUUAGCAGAGAACAGUUUGCAACAUCCCCAGGAGAACACAGACACAAGAAGGAAAGCAGAACCUACCUUUGGAGGUCAUGACCCUCGUACAGCUGUUCAGCUUCGAAGCCUCAGCACAGUAUUAAAACGCCUCAAGGAAAUCAUGGAGGGGAAAAGCCAGGAUAGUGACCUGAAACAAUACUGGAUGCCAGAUAGCCAAUGUAAAGAGUGCUAUGACUGUAGUGAGAAAUUUACAACCUUUAGGCGCAGACACCAUUGCCGACUAUGUGGGCAGAUUUUCUGCAGUCGUUGCUGUAACCAAGAAAUCCCUGGAAAAUUUAUGGGCUAUACAGGAGACCUCCGAGCUUGCACAUAUUGUAGAAAAAUAGCCUUAAGUUAUGCUCAUUCCACAGACAGUAAUUCUAUUGGGGAAGACUUGAAUGCCCUUUCAGAUUCUACUUGCUCUGUGUCUGUACUUGAUCCAAGUGAACCCCGAACACCUGUUGGGAGUAGGAAAGCCAGCCGUAACAUAUUUUUAGAGGAUGAUUUGGCCUGGCAAAGUUUGAUUCAUCCAGAUUCCUCAAAUACUCCUCUUUCAACAAGACUUGUAUCUGUGCAAGAGGAUGCUGGGAAAUCUCCUGCUCGAAAUAGAUCAGCCAGCGUUACUAACCUGUCACUGGAUAGAUCUGGUUCUCCUAUGGUACCUACAUAUGAGACAUCUGUCAGUCCCCAGGCUAACCGAACAUAUGUUAGGACAGAGACCACUGAAGAUGAACGCAAAAUUCUUCUGGACAGUGUUCAGUUAAAAGACCUGUGGAAGAAAAUCUGCCAUCACAGUAGUGGAAUGGAGUUUCAGGAUCACCGCUACUGGUUGAGAACGCAUCCAAACUGCAUUGUAGGAAAGGAAUUAGUCAACUGGCUAAUCCGAAAUGGGCACAUUGCCACAAGGGCACAAGCUAUAGCAAUUGGACAAGCAAUGGUUGAUGGACGUUGGCUGGAUUGUGUUAGCCAUCAUGACCAGCUUUUCAGAGAUGAGUAUGCGCUGUAUAGACCACUGCAGAGUACAGAAUUUUCUGAGACACCUUCUCCAGACAGCGACUCGGUGAACUCCGUGGAAGGACAUUCUGAGCCAUCGUGGUUUAAAGACAUAAAGUUUGAUGACAGUGACACAGAACAGAUAGCUGAAGAAGGUGACGAUAAUUUGGCUAAUUCUGCCAGUCCUAGCAAGCGCACAUCAGUCAGCAGUUUCCAGUCCACAGUGGACAGUGACUCAGCCGCUUCUAUCAGCCUGAACGUGGAGCUGGACAACGUGAACUUCCAUAUCAAGAAGCCCUCCAAGUACCCACAUGUGCCCCCUCACCCUGCUGACCAAAAAGAGUAUUUGAUUUCUGACACUGGAGGACAACAGCUCUCAAUAAGCGACGCUUUCAUCAAAGAAUCGUUAUUUAAUCGUCGAGUAGAGGAAAAAUCCAAAGAGCUGCCUUUCACACCUUUGGGCUGGCAUCAUAACAACCUGGAGCUCCUGAGGGAGGAGAAUGGGGAGAAACAAGCCAUGGAGAGGUUGCUUUCAGCUAAUCAUAACCACAUGAUGGCACUACUCCAGCAGUUGCUCCAUAGUGAUUCACUGUCAUCCUCUUGGAGGGACAUCAUUGUGUCAUUGGUCUGCCAGGUUGUUCAGACAGUCCGACCUGAUGUGAAGAACCAGGAUGAUGACAUGGAUAUCCGUCAGUUUGUCCACAUCAAAAAAAUCCCAGGUGGAAAGAAGUUUGAUUCUGUGGUUGUCAAUGGCUUUGUUUGUACCAAGAACAUUGCACAUAAAAAGAUGAAUUCUUGUAUUAAAAACCCUAAAAUUCUUCUGUUGAAGUGUUCCAUUGAGUAUCUUUACAGAGAAGAAACUAAGUUUACUUGCAUUGAUCCUAUUGUGCUUCAGGAAAGGGAAUUCUUGAAGAAUUAUGUUCAGCGAAUAGUUGAUGUUCGACCCACCUUGGUUCUAGUUGAGAAAACAGUUUCUCGGAUUGCCCAGGACAUGUUAUUGGAACAUGGCAUUACUUUGGUCAUUAAUGUAAAAUCACAAGUUUUGGAACGAAUCAGUCGUAUGACCCAAGGUGAUUUAGUGAUGUCAAUGGACCAGCUGCUUACGAAACCACACCUGGGCACUUGUCACAAAUUUUAUAUGCAGAUAUUUCAGUUGCCUAAUGAACAAACCAAGACGCUGAUGUUUUUUGAAGGCUGUCCACAGCACCUAGGCUGUACAAUCAAGCUUAGAGGAGGCUCUGAUUAUGAGCUGGCCCGAGUUAAGGAGAUCCUAAUAUUUAUGAUCUGUGUCGCUUAUCAUUCUCAAUUAGAAAUUUCCUUCCUUAUGGAUGAAUUUGCUAUGCCUCCCACGUUAAUGCAAAACCCUUCAUUCCAUUCCCUGAUUGAGGGACGAGGGCAUGAGGGGGCUGCACAAGAGCAGUACAGCGGAGGUUCCCUCCCCUGGGAUCCUGACAUUCCUCCUGAGUCUCUGCCCUGUGAUGAUAGCAGUCUGCUGGAAUCAAGGAUUGUGUUUGAGAAGGGUGAGCAGGAAAAUAAAAAUGUGCCCCAGGCUAUUGCCUCUUUGAAGCAUCAAGAACAUACCACAACAGCUUGCCCAGUGGGUCUCCCUUGUGCUUUCUUUCCACCUGUACCGGAAUCAUUGUUGCCACUUCCUGUGGAUGACCAACAGGAUGCAUUAGGCAGUGAGCAGCCAGAGACUUUGCAGCAAGCAGAUGUGCUGCAGGAUCCCAAAAGCCAGAUGAGAGCUUUUAGAGACCCUCUGCAGGAUGACACUGGAUUAUAUGUUACUGAGGAAGUCAUCUCCUCUGAAGAUAAACGAAAGACUUAUUCUUUGGCCUUUAAGCAGGAAUUAAAAGAUGUGAUCCUCUGUAUCUCCCCGGUAAUCACAUUCCGAGAACCCUUCCUUUUAACUGAAAAGGGGAUAAGAUGCUCUACCCGAGAUUAUUUUGCAGAGCAGGUUUACUGGUCUCCUCUCCUCAAUAAAGAAUUCAAAGAAAUGGAGAACAGGAGGAAGAAACAGCUGCUCAGGGAUCUCUCUGGACUUCAGGGCAUGAAUGGAAGUAUUCAGGCCAAGUCUAUUCAAGUCUUACCCUCACAUGAGCUAGUGAGCACUAGAAUUGCUGAGCAUCUGGGCGAUAGCCAGAGCUUGGGUAGAAUGCUGGCCGACUAUCGAGCCAGAGGAGGAAGAAUUCAGCCAAAAAAUUCAGACCCUUUUGCUCAUUCAAAGGAUGCAUCAAGCACUUCAAGUGGCAAAUCAGGAAGCAAAAACGAGGGUGACGAAGAGAGAGGGCUUAUUCAGAGUGAUGCUCUGUGGUCAACAAAGGUAGACUGUCUGAAUCCCAUUAACCACCAGAGACUUUGUGUGCUCUUCAGCAGCUCUUCUGCCCAGUCCAGCAAUGCUCCUAGUGCCUGUGUCAGUCCAUGGAUUGUAACAAUGGAAUUUUAUGGAAAGAAUGAUCUUACGUUAGGAAUAUUUUUAGAGAGAUACUGUUUCAGGCCUUCUUAUCAGUGUCCAAGCAUGUUCUGUGAUACCCCCAUGGUACAUCACAUUCGGCGCUUUGUUCAUGGCCAAGGCUGUGUGCAGAUAAUCCUGAAGGAGUUGGAUUCCCCAGUACCUGGAUAUCAACAUACAAUUCUUACAUAUUCCUGGUGUAGAAUCUGCAAACAGGUAACACCAGUUGUUGCUCUUUCCAAUGAGUCCUGGUCUAUGUCAUUUGCAAAAUACCUUGAACUUAGGUUUUAUGGGCACCAGUAUACUCGCAGAGCCAAUGCUGAGCCCUGUGGUCACUCCAUCCAUCAUGAUUAUCACCAGUAUUUCUCCUAUAACCAGAUGGUGGCGUCUUUCAGUUAUUCUCCUAUUCGGCUUCUUGAAGUAUGUGUUCCACUCCCCAAAAUAUUCAUUAAGCGUCAGGCCCCAUUAAAAGUAUCCCUGCUUCAGGAUCUGAAGGACUUUUUUCAAAAAGUUUCACAGGUGUAUCUUGCCGUUGAUGAAAGACUUGCAUCUUUGAAAACUGAUACAUUUAGUAAAACAAGAGAGGAAAAAAUGGAAGAUAUCUUUGCACAGAAAGAGAUGGAAGAAGGCGAGUUCAAGAACUGGAUUGAGAAGAUGCAAGCAAGGCUCAUGUCUUCCUCUGUAGAUACCCCUCAGCAACUACAGUCGGUCUUCGAGUCACUUAUUGCCAAGAAACAAAGUCUCUGUGAAGUGCUGCAAGCUUGGAAUAACAGGUUGCAGGACCUUUUCCAACAGGAAAAGGGUAGAAAGAGACCUUCAGUUCCUCCAAGUCCUGGAAGACUGAGACAAGGGGAAGAAAACAAGAUAAGUGCGAUGGAUGCAUCUCCACGGAAUAUUUCUCCAGGACUUCAGAAUGGAGAAAAAGAGGAUCGCUUCUUAACAACUUUGUCCAGCCAGAGCUCCACCAGUUCUACUCAUCUCCAAUUGCCUACACCACCUGAAGUGAUGUCUGAGCAGUCAGUGGGAGGGCCCCCUGAGCUAGAUACAGCCAGCAGUUCCGAAGAUGUGUUUGAUGGGCAUUUGCUGGGAUCCACAGACAGCCAAGUGAAGGAAAAGUCAACUAUGAAAGCCAUCUUUGCAAAUUUGCUUCCAGGAAAUAGCUAUAAUCCUAUUCCAUUUCCUUUUGAUCCAGAUAAACACUACUUAAUGUAUGAACAUGAACGAGUGCCCAUUGCGGUCUGCGAGAAGGAACCCAGCUCCAUCAUUGCUUUUGCUCUCAGUUGUAAAGAAUACCGAAAUGCCUUAGAGGAAUUAUCUAAAGCGACUCUGUGGAACAGUGCCGAAGAAGGGCUUCCAGCAAAUAGUACUUUAGACAGCAGACCAAAGAGUAGCAGUCCUAUUAGAUUACCUGAAAUGAGUGGAGGGCAGACAAACCGUACAGCAGAAGCAGAACCACAACCAACCAAAAAGGCUUCUGGAAUGUUGUCCUUCUUCAGAGGGACAGCAGGGAAAAGCCCCGAUCUCUCUUCCCAGAAGAGAGAGACCUUACGUGGAGCAGAUAGUGCUUACUACCAGGUUGGGCAGACGGGCAAGGAGGGGACGGAGAAUCAAGGCGUUGAGCCUCAAGAUGAAGUAGACGGAGGAGAUACACAAAAGAAACAACUCAUAAAUCCCCAUGUGGAACUUCAAUUUUCUGAUGCUAAUGCCAAGUUUUACUGUCGGCUCUACUAUGCGGGAGAGUUUCAUAAGAUGCGUGAAGUCAUUCUGGGCAGCAGUGAGGAAGAUUUCAUUCGUUCCCUCUCCCACUCAUCACCCUGGCAGGCCCGGGGAGGCAAAUCAGGAGCUGCCUUCUAUGCAACUGAAGAUGAUAGAUUUAUUUUGAAGCAAAUGCCUCGUCUGGAAGUCCAGUCUUUCCUCGACUUUGCACCACAUUACUUCAAUUAUAUUACAAAUGCUGUUCAACAAAAGAGGCCCACAGCGUUGGCCAAAAUUCUUGGAGUUUACAGAAUUGGUUAUAAGAACUCUCAGAACAACACUGAGAAGAAGUUAGAUCUCCUUGUCAUGGAAAACCUUUUCUAUGGGAGAAAGAUGGCACAGGUUUUUGAUUUGAAGGGCUCUCUUAGGAAUCGGAAUGUAAAAACUGACACUGGAAAAGAGAGUUGUGAUGUGGUCCUGCUAGACGAAAAUCUCCUAAAGAUGGUUCGGGACAACCCUCUAUACAUUCGUUCUCAUUCCAAAGCCGUGCUGAGAACCUCCAUCCAUAGUGACUCCCAUUUCCUUUCUAGCCACCUCAUUAUAGAUUACUCUUUGCUUGUUGGGCGAGAUGAUACUAGCAAUGAGCUAGUAGUUGGAAUUAUAGAUUAUAUUCGAACGUUUACAUGGGACAAAAAGCUUGAGAUGGUUGUGAAAUCAACAGGAAUUUUAGGAGGACAAGGUAAAAUGCCAACAGUGGUGUCUCCGGAGUUGUACAGGACUAGGUUUUGUGAGGCAAUGGACAAGUAUUUCCUAAUGGUACCAGACCACUGGACAGGCUUGGGUCUGAAUUGCUGAAAUCAAGCACAUAUUUGGAAAUGGACUGUGAAGGAAAAGGGGACAGGAACAAAGGACCAAAAAUAAGCUACAUGUUUUAUUUCUUCAUCAUGUUCACUACUGUAUGCAAACUUUUCAGUUCUGUGGCUCUUUAGACUGUCCGUAAUGGAAUGGAAAAAAUCCAUGAAUUUGCACUUUGGUUUUUGAUUCCUGUGGAUUAGCUGUCUGUAGGUUGGGAAGUGGCAUGAAAAUUUUCUUACUUAAGCUAAAAUACAGACAUGUUUUAAAGGGCUAAAGUUGGAGACGAGUAGAUAGGGUGAAAAAUGGGUUGAAUUUGCUAACUUAAUUGUUUUAAGAAGAAAACAAUGUCUCAUAAAUUGACUCUCCUGGCAUCACAUUUGACACAUUACUCAGAAAGCAUUUGUAGAGCUGCUGAAUUUGUUUUGUGUUUUUCUGUCAUCAUUUAAUGUUACUUAUUAUCAGAAUUUCUGAAACUUUUACAGAAAUUCUGAUUUAUUCCAUUAACGGCCAGUUAAACGUUGGCAUUUAUUGUUUUAUUGAGGAAUUUGACUUAAACUGGGAAUCCUGUCAUGUUCUUUGUCUUCCCAUCUUGCAUGGUUUCGAGUAUGUUUGAUAUUUUUAAAAUUCUGUCUUCUCUGUGGAUGACAGGAGGCUACAGCUUUUUAAAGUCUUUUUUGGAGAUACUUUUAAAGCUUGUUUAAAACUUUUGUGCAAUUGAUAUAUUAGACUGCACUUACUUGCAUAUGCUCAUAUUCCAGGGUUUUUUCUCUAUUUUCAGGGUAUCAUAGUAAAUCAUUAGUAAAUGAGUCUGUAGUCACUAAACCUUAAUGGAAUAAUUAUUAAUGAAGGAUUUUUAAAAUAUAAAAAAAUAAAUUAGGCCCAAUCUAAGAAAUUGAGAAGGAAACUUUUUUUUUUUUUUUUUUUUUUUAAACAGAGGUAUAGUGUCUUUUCAAUAUAACCAGCAAUUUAAGUGGCAUCUAUAAAUUCAAAAAAUUUCCACAGUGGGCAUCCCCAUUUUCUAACUUUCUAUAUAUUGGCUAGUUCUGACUGCUGAGAAAUGUUAAAUAGGCCGGGUGUGGUGGCUCAUGCUUGUAAUACCAGCACUUUGGGAGGCUGAGGCCAGCAGAUCACCUGAGGUCAGGAGUUUGAGAGCAGCCUGGCCAACAUGGCGAAACCCUGUCUCCCUACUAAAAAUACAAAAAAUUAGCUGGGCGUGGUGGCACACUCCUGGCUACCGGGGAGGCCGAGGCAGGAGAAUUGUUUGAACCUGGGAGGUGGAGGCUGCAGUGAGCUAAGAUCGUGCCACUGCACUCCAGCCUGGGCGACAGAGAGAGACUCCAUCUCAAAAAGCAAAACAAAACAAAGAAAAUUAUUCUUUGUAAGGAACGUCUUGUUUAAUAGCAUUUUUGUUUAUUUUAAAAAGCGAUCAGAAGUUGUAAACUAUCUUUGAGGAAAUACUGCAACCCCAGAAUAUUUCCACUUGACUUCUAUUUUGUAACAAGGAUAAGUUAGGGAUUUAUAAAGUUGUAAGGAUUUCACUGUUUUCAGACUGCCUAUAAUAAUAGCACAUUAACCUUCACGUAAUAAGACAUCUGGACAAGUUUAGUUAUACAGUAUGAUGAAUAUUUUAAGUAGGAACAUUAUGGAAAGUUUGCUUUAGAGAAUGAAGGCAGUAGUUCAGUAUUUGGUGCUUAUUAAAAAUGUGGUUUGUUUUGAACUGGAAGCAAGUUGACCAAGGACUUAUGACUAAUGUGAUGCUAAGUUCCACUUGACCACUUUUAAAAAUGUGCAUGUGCCUUUUAAGAUACACAAAACACUGAUGAUUUUAGUUUUGAAAUCAAAGACUAUUAAAGGAACUGUACAGAGGUUAAAAAAAAUGUGGAACAUUAUUAACUACUUUGGUGUCCAGAGCAAUGGAUUUUGUAUCUGAUUUAAAAUGCCAACACUGUUUUGUCUCUGUUCAUUGUUUCUGGGAGGAUACGUAGGGUUAUUUAUCCUGUCCGUUUCCUGUACUCCUGUAGUCAAGAACACUUGAAGUACAAGGUGUCAUCCCCUAGCUGCAAUCAGGUUGUUUCUUUGUUUUUAGUUUCAGUUCUAUGUGCAUAGUAGGAAUUCACCAUGGGAAUGGCUUCUGACAAUAAUGUGUCCUGUUGAUUUUGUUUUCUGUGUCCAUGACUUGAAAAAACUGUGUUUUAAAGUACUGUUGCCUUGCUGCUUCGUAGGUAACUUUGUGGCAGAAAUUUUCAAUAUAACACAUUCUGAAGCAAUAGUUGCUGCCUUGCAAGGGUAAUCUCUCCUUUUAAAAUUGGACAGUAUUAAUGAAGGAGAAAUAUAAAAUUUAACUUCCUAUUGAGUGGUAGAACUGUAUGUCUGGUCCUUUGCUGCUCUUAUUUAGGCCACUAUCAUAGAUAUGAGAUAUUUCAAAUAUUGUGCUACUCAGUGUUAAGUAUUGAGUGACUGUUUUCCCUUCCUUCAAGGCCUAGAGCAUAUUAAUUCUGAAAAGUUAGGAAUGAGUAAGAAAUCUUAAUACUUCUUUCCUUAAAAUACAGUAUGAGUCCCAAGAAUAAUUGAUAGUAGCAAGAGAAAACUAUGCCAGUAACAUGUUACUUUGUAUAAAAAUCUUAUUUAUAAAUAUGAAGCUUUUUGAGGCCAUCAAAACUUAUUAAAAAAUAGGAAGGAUUUACUUUUUUCUAAUUCUGACCUAAGAAAAAUAAUGGGAACCAGCUGUUGCAAGCUCUUUUGUAAUCUAUUGAAUACUUUAUAGAUAUUCAAAAUUUCCUACAAACGAAUUUUUUCCAUGAUUUAGCAGUGAGUGGUUUUCUAGCUUUGGCUUUUAAUAGGCCUUGUAAACAGUAGGGUUAUAUUGACAUCAGCUUUUGUGAUGACUUUGUGGUCAUCAGCUUCAUGGCAUUUCACCCAUUUGCAGUGAGCUUGUGUAAAACUGCUAAGGAAAGCAAUUACCUGUAGAAGUUUGCUGAGCUUGAAGAGUGAAAGCUGUUGUAAGUGAGCCUGAUUGUAUAACCGGUCAGGCCAUUCAUUAUUCCUCAAGUGUUAAGAUACUGACUUAUGCAGUAUUCCAACCAUCUUGUUUUAAUACUUUUUUUUUUUUUUUUUUUUUUUUGUAACACAGGUGCAGUGUAUUAUAGAAAAAAUAAAAAUUACAAUCAUUAGCAGUUUUAUUAAUACUGCUGUGUCAGUUUUGUAAAAAAUGUACAUUAUGUCUUUUGACAGGUUGAAUUUUAAACUAGAGAAACGACAUUGUAAAUCAUAGUAGCCUCUCAAUGUAAUAUGAAAAAUGCAACUAUAUUGAAAGUACUUAAUGUAUUAUAUUGUAUAUAUUUCUCUACUUUGGUUCUAGCUAUUUUAUAUGAUUGACAUGUUAUUUAAAAGAUAACUGCCUUGAACUUUUGGAGACUUGUACCGUAAAUAAAGACUUAACAAUAAACUGAGCAUCUACUUACUCCA